AUCUGGUCAAUGGGAAACAAAAAUAAUGUGACAGAAUUCAUUCUUUUGGGUCUCACAGAAAAUGCCAAGCUGCGGAAAUUAUUAUCGGCUGUGUUUCUAAUAUUGUAUGUGGCCACCGUGUUGGGGAACCUACUCAUUGUGGUCACUAUGACUGCAACUCAGAGCCUGAGGUCACCUAUGUACUUUUUCCUUACUUCCUUGUCCCUCAUGGAUGUCACCUAUUCUUCUGUCAUUGCCCCCAAGAUGAUUGUGGACUCCCUCUCUGAGAGCACCACCAUCUCCCUGGCAGGCUGCAUGACCCAGCUCUUUGCAGAACAUUUCUUUGGUGGGGUGUCCAUCAUCCUUCUCAUUGUGAUGGCCUAUGACCGCUAUGUGGCCAUCUGUAAGCCCUUGCGCUACAUGACCAUCAUGAGUCCUCGAGUGUGCUGCCUUCUGAUAGGAGGAGCCUGUGUAGGAGGAUUUUCACAUGCAAUGAUACAGCUCCUCUUUAUGUACCAAAUACCUUUCUGUGGUCCUAAUGUCAUCGAUCAUUUUAUCUGUGAUUUGUUUCAAUUGCUGACACUCGCCUGCAUGGACACCCAUGUCCUGGGCCUCUUGGUCAUCCUUAACAGUGGGGUGAUGUGUGUUGCCAUCUUCCUUAUACUCAUUGUCUCCUACAUGGUGAUCCUCUGCUCUUUGAAGUCUUGUAGCUCUGAAGGACGGCACAAAGCCCUCUCUACCUGUGGCUCCCAUCUCAUGGUGAUCGUCUUGUUCUUUGUGCCUUGUGUUUUCUUGUAUGUAAGACCUGUGGCCACUUACCCAAUAGACAAGGCAAUGGCUGUGUCAGAUUCCAUCAUCACACCCAUGUUAAAUCCUUUGAUCUAUACCCUGAGGAAUUCAGAAGUGAAAAAUGCCAUGAAGAAACUUUGGAUUAAACGAGAGACUUCGGGUGGCAAGUACCUGUUAUCAUGCUGA
Molecule: messenger RNA, 954 nt
Organism: Echinops telfairi (small Madagascar hedgehog)
Lineage: Eukaryota; Metazoa; Chordata; Mammalia; Afrosoricida; Tenrecidae
Product: olfactory receptor 4C6-like
Exons: 1
Coding region: 10-954 (314 amino acids)
Biological process (GO): G protein-coupled receptor signaling pathway
Cellular component (GO): membrane
Molecular function (GO): olfactory receptor activity; G protein-coupled receptor activity
Source: RefSeq, a predicted model, not a curated record